Molecule: messenger RNA, 4037 nt
Organism: Neogale vison (American mink)
Lineage: Eukaryota; Metazoa; Chordata; Mammalia; Carnivora; Mustelidae
Product: up-regulator of cell proliferation-like
Exons: 7
Coding region: 485-3475 (996 amino acids)
Molecular function (GO): GTP binding
Source: RefSeq, a predicted model, not a curated record
CGGCGGUAGCGCCGAGACCUCGCCGCGCUGAUGGCGUCGCCCGGAAGUGGAAUUACUGGUCAAAGGACGUGCAGAUUUGGGAGAAGUGGCCCCAGAAAUAAAAGCAUCUGAGAGACGAACAGCGGUGGCCAUCGCAGCACGAUAUCAGCGCCCGGUCUCCCAUUCCUGGACGAGCAGCAGGCAGCCGUGCACACACGGCAGGUGGGAACGAGCCAGAGUGGGCAGAGAGAACCCUGUCCGGGUACCAAGAGCUCUGCUGUGCCGCUUCUGGUCACAGAGGUGCAGACGCAGAGGGCCUCAUGGUUGCCAGCCCCUCCCUCUCCAGCUGAAGUGACUUCCAGGGCAUUUCCAGGCCAGCAUCCUGCCUUCCAUGAACUUUUUGCUCUGACUGUGACUGUGUGUUCCUAAAGAAAGUCUCAGAAAAGACCUCGGAGGACCUAACUUGUACACCUCCGUUUGAUCCCAGGCACAGAGAUCGCCUCCGAUGAUCCCGCAGACAAAGACAAUAACAAAAAGCAGAAAGCCCUGGGAGAGGUGGGAGGAACCUGGUUUCCAGAGUUACCACACUAUUAGAUUCAGAUGUCCAGUGUGCAGCAGCAGAAUCCCAGGAGAAGCACGGGAUAGGGAAGUCCGGCCCACUCAGGGAGGGAGCGUAACUGAUCCACGGCUGUCUCUGAAGAGACGCAGCGGCAGAUGUAUCAGACAAAGACUUUAUGACGGUCCUGAAGAUGUGGCGCAUCUAGAGGAAGGUGUGCAGGAAGGCAAGAAUGCGAUGUGUGAACAAAACCUUAGCAUCCGUAAAGAGCUGGAAAGCCCGAGAGACCGAAGGAAAGAUUUGGAAUGGAGAGACAUGGAUGCAGAUGACUAUGGUGCAAAUGAGGCUCAGGACAGUGACUUCCCAGCAGUGGAGAGGAGCAGGCUGCGGGAGAUGCUGUCGCUUCUGGGCCUGGACACCUACCAGGCCCACAAGCUCAGCCUCCAGGACUUCCUGCAGAUCAGCAGCGACAGCAUGAAGAACCGGGCCCCUCAGGCCCCCAGGGACUUGCCCUGGAAUUUCCUCAGGAAGCUGCAGGCUCUCAGCUCUGAAGCCCGGAGCACCACCAUGGUGCUGGACGCGCCCCCGGACGCCAGGCCUGCAGAGAAGGAGAGCCAGAUGGAGGAGGAGAUCAUCUACUGGGACACGGCCGACGAUCUCGCCGCGGACAUCUACUCCUUCUCUGAGCUGCCAACGCCCGACACACCCGUGAACCCCUUGGACCUUCUCUGUGCCCUUCUGCUGUCCUCAGACAGUUUCCUGCAACAAGAAAUCGUGCACAAGAUGUCCCUCUGCCAGUUUGCCCUCCCCCUUGUCCUGCCUGACUCGGAGAACCACUACCACACGUUUCUGCUGUGGGCCCUGAGGGGUGUUGUGCGGACAUGGUGGGCGCAGCCCCCACGGGGGGUGGGCAGCCUUCGCGAAGACAGCGCGGUCCUGUCGCGGGCGCCUGCCGUCGCCUUCGUGCGCAUGGAGGUCAGCAGCAACUCCAAGUCCCAGCUCCUCAACGCCGUGCUGGGCCCGGGCCACAGGCCACGGGACUGCUUCUGGCACCGUGACCUGAACGUGGGCACCAACCCUCGGGAGAUCGCAGACGGGCUGGUGGAGGUCUCCUGGUUUCUUCCCAGUGGCCGGGAGGACCUGGAUGUUUUCCCGGAGCCGGUGGCCUUCCUGAACCUCCGGGGCGACAUUGGGUCUCACUGGCUGCAGUUCAAGCUGUUGACCGAAGUGUCCUCCGCCGUGUUCAUCUUGACGGACAACAUCAGCAAGAAGGAGUACAAGCUGCUGUACUCCAUGAAGGGGUCGGCCACGAAGUACUACUUCAUCCUGAGCCCGUACCGCGGGAAGCGCAACACCAACCUGCGGUUCCUCAACAGGCUCAUCCCGGUGCUCAGGAUGGACCACUCGCACGUGCUGGUGAAGGUCAGCAGCACUGACGGCGCCGGCUUCGUGCGCAGGGUGCGCGCCAUUGUGGCUCACGUGGUGCGGGCCCCCUGCCGGAGGCUGUCCGUGGAGGAGAUGGCGCACGCGGCGCGCAAGCUGGGCCUGCGCGUGGACGAGGACUGCGAGGAGUGCCAGCGGGCGCGCGGCCGGGCGGAACGCAUCACCCGGAGGGUCAAGGACGCGGACGCCUACCGCAGGGACGAGCUGCGGCUGCAGGGCGACGCCUGGAGGAAGGCGGCCCAGGUGGAGAAGGAGCUGUGCCGGGCCCAGUGGGCCGGGGACCCCCCAGACAAGGAGCUGAGGCAGCGGCUGCUGGAGCUGCGGGCGCAGCAGCUCGGGCACGAGCCCGCCGGGGGCCUGCAGGAGUUCAUCUCGGGCAUCAGCGGCCCAGCCCCGGGCGAGAAGCUGUACUUCCUGAGGUGGAUGGAGUGGGGGCUGGCCCGGGUGGCCCCGCCGAGGCCACGGCAGCCUCCUGAGACCAUCCUCGCGCUGAGACCGAAGCACUGUGGGGGUGCAGAGUCCGGCGAGCCCCUGGGCGUGGAGCACUUCCUGCGGGAGAUGGGGCAGUUUUACGAGGCGGAGAACUGCCUGGUGGAGGCGGGGAAGCUGCCGGCCGCGCAGAGGCGCUUCGCCCACUUCCCGGGCUUGGCCUCGGAGCUGCUGCUGAAGGGGCUGCCGGUGGAGUUGAUCGAUGGGAGCGCGCGGAGCACCCCGCUGCGCUGGGUCUCGGGUCUCCUCCGGGAGCUGCACGCGCGCCUGGAGCGGAGGCCGCGGCUCGUGGUCCUGUCGGCGCUGGGCCUGCCGGGCACGGGCAAGUCCACGCUGCUCAACACCAUGUUCGGGCUGCGCUUUGCCACGGGGCGGGGCCGGGGGCCUCGAGGGGCCUUCAUGCAGCUCGUCUCGGUGGCCGAGAGCUUCAGCCAAGACCUGGGCUGCGACCACAUCCUGGUGAUAGACUCCGGGGGCCUGAUCGGUGGGGCCCUGGCCUCAGCUGGGGAGCGGUUCGAGCAGGAGGCCUCCCUGGCCACGCAGCUCCUGGGGCUGAGCAACGUCACCGUGGUCAGUUUAGCCGAGACCAGGGACAUACCGCCGGCCAUUGUGCACGCGUUUCUGAGGUUGGAGAAGACCGGGCGUGUGCCCAACUGUCAGUUUGUGUGCCAGAACCUUCAUGACGCGUGUGCCCCUGGGCCCAGGCCGCGAGAGAGGAGGCCGCUCCUGGAUCCCCCCGGUGAGGUGGGCAGGGCCGCGGCGCACACGGAGAGACCGGGUGGUGGCAUGCGGACGCUGGCAGGCCUGGCCUUCUGUGACCCCGGAAAGCAGCAUAUUUGGCACAUCCCGGGCCUGUGGCACGGGGUGCCUCCCAUGGCCGCGGUAAGCCUGGCGUACAGUGAGGCCAUUUUUGAGUUAAAGCGAUGCCUUCUGGAGAACAUCCGGAACGGCCUGUCCAACCCCAACAAAAACAUCCAGCAGCUCAUUGAGCUUGUCAGGCGGCUCUGAGCGUCUGGGGGGAGGCCCAUUCCAGGGCUGGGGUCCUCACGAGGCCAUGCCCGGAGCCUGAGCGGGGCUGGCGGCCCACCUGUGUGAGAAGGGAGAGAAGCAGAAACUGGGGGCCUAGGGUUUCCUACACAGUGUUGAGGAAGGAGGUGACCUCACAGCCUGGGUUGGAGGUGCUCUCAGGAGCAGAGUGGCCCUUGGCCGGGGGAGGUGGGGGGGAUGACGCAGCAGUGCUCUGUGUCCAGGCUCCCUCUCUGUGCCCCUGGAGCGCAGCUGAGACGCUGUCCCGAGGAAGUGGGGGCAGGCCUUUGGCGACUCCGUCCUGCCAGUUCGACUGCCCUGUCCCCCACGGCCGUCUCUUUACACCGUCCCCCUGCAGCCGUCUGUUUACAACUCCACCACACUCAGCCCAGCGCAUCCCUCCUGCCCAGCUCCCGAGUCUGCCCCCCACCCCCGCCAGGCUGUGAGCUCCUUGAGGGGAGGACUGUGUGUGACUCCACUCUGUCCCCUGGGGCCUGGCAAGGGGCGUGGCACACUGUAGGCACUUAAUAAAUGUUUGUUAAAA